GUUUGCUGUCUGCAUAAAUUGCUGGGGGAAGCUCGGAGGCGUCUUUAGGGGAUCUCCACGCUGUUUGGGUUAUUGCCAGUUGCAAGGACUUUAGGAUACUCCAGGCCACAACAUGGCAGCAGUAUCUAUUGAUGCCCAGCAGAGUGUGGUUUCCAGGGUUGCCAACCUUCCCCUGGUGAGUUCCACCUAUGAUAUGAUCUCUUCUGCUUAUGUCGGCACAAAAGAAAACCAUCCCUACCUGAAAUCUGUAUGCGAGAUAGCAGAAAAAGGAAUGAAGACCAUUACUGCAGUGGCCAUAACCAAUGCUCUGCCUAUCAUCCAAAAGCUGGAGCCACAGAUUGCUGUUGCCAACAACUAUGCUUGUAUAGGACUUGACAAAGUUGAAGAGAGGUUGCCAAUACUCUAUGAACCAACGGAUAAGGUAGUUGCUAAUGCAAUGGAUGCAGUUGCUGGUGCAAGAGAUGCUGUGACAACCACAGUGACUGGUGCCAAGUAUACUGUUGCACAUACCAUCAGCGGAGUGGUCAACAAGACGAAAGGAGCUAUGCAGGACAGUGUAGAUAUGACCAAGUCAGUUGCAAUUGGCAGCAUCAACACUGUUCUAGGAAGCCGGGUGGUGUCUUUUGUGACCAGUGGGGUGGAUACUGCACUUACUAGAUCAGAAACUCUUGUAGAUCAGUACCUCCCACUUACAGAAGAAGAACUAGAGAAAGAGGCUACAAAAAUGGAAGGAUUUGAAGUUGAAGCUCAGAAGCCAAGUUACUAUGUUAGACUAGGAUCUCUGUCUUCAAAGGUCCAAUCACGUGCCUACCAGCAGGCCUUAAGCAAGGUUAGAAAUGCUAAGGUCAGAAGCCAAGAAACAAUUUCUCAACUCAGUUCCACUGUUAACCUGAUUGAAUAUGCCAGAAAGAAUAUGCAUAGUGCCAAUCAGAAACUACAGGAUGCGCAACAGAAGCUGUACAAUUCCUGGGUAGAGUGGAGGAAAAACAUAGGCCAAAAUGAAGAGGGUGACAUAAACACUGCAGAGUACAUUGAAUCGCACACACUAUCAAUUGCACGGAAUCUGACUCAGCAGCUUCAAACCACCUGCCUGACGCUGGUGUCAAGUAUACAGGGCUUGCCCCAGAACAUCCAAGACCAGGUGCAUCACAUUGGAGAAAUGGCAGCAGAGGUCUACAGAAGCUUCAGAUCAACUUCCUCUUUCCAAGAAGUGUCUGACAGUCUCAUCACCACCAGCAAAGGGCAGCUGAAAAAAAUGAAAGAAUCGUUGGAUGAUGUGAUGGAUUAUCUUGUUAACAACACGCCACUCAACUGGCUGGUAGGUCCCUUUUACCCACAAUUGGCUGGCUCUCAGAAUGCUGAGCACAAAGGUGAAGGGGAGCAAAAUACCAGCCAGGAUGACAAACAGCCUGGACACAAUGCAGAUUAAAUUGCAGCAUGGUAUAUGUAGGCUCUGACUAAUAAGGUGGUUUAGUUUUGUAGCUGCAAUGUAACUUGUCGGAAAUUUAUAUGGCCAGAACCUAUGUAUUCUUCCUUGUUUCCACUGGGUUCUUCUCUGACAAGGAAUUAUAUAUUUUUAAGAAAGGUGGUUCAUGUAGGUUUGAGUCAUGCUUUUAGUGCUUUGGCUGAAAGCUGUGAAAAAUGUAAAGUGCCUUGGGCCUUCUGAACCUCAGCAGAUUACAUUGGAAAAAAACCUUGUUUAGCUGUUUAGUGAAAAAGCUCCAUCCUAUCUGGGAUGUAGCUCUUUAAAAUAAUGUACUGCUAUACUGAUGUAUGAUUCAAAACAAAAAGAGAAAAAAGCCCACGAUAUAAAAUCUCAUUUUUGGCUGCAUAAUUAGACUUUGCACCUUGUUUUCAAAACUGCAUAUGUGCCAUUGCAAGUACAUUAUCCCUUAUAUGUGCCUUGCAUCAAAGUGUUCAAGUACCAAACAUGCCUUGAUGAAUGUUGCCACUCCUUUUGAAUGGGAAUUAGAACUAACAUCUGCCACAGUUACUCAUAUGCUGUGAUAGUUUACAUUGCUGCCUCCAAUUUUUAAGACUUUGUAUUACUCGAUAACUCUGUGUAAACUUCAUUUGAGUAUUGUUUACUAAACACAAGUUUCAUGCUGUUUGUACGUACAUGGGUGUUUAGCCUGUCUUUCUGUAGUGCCUUGCCUUGUAAUUUCAUAUGUAUGCUUUAGUAAUAAAUGCUUCAGCAGCCAAA
Molecule: messenger RNA, 2203 nt
Organism: Pogona vitticeps (central bearded dragon)
Lineage: Eukaryota; Metazoa; Chordata; Lepidosauria; Squamata; Agamidae
Source: RefSeq, a predicted model, not a curated record